AUGGACACUGAGCAGGCGCGCCGGGCAUUGGUUGUUUACGGUUCCGAGACAGGAAACGCCCAAGACGUCGCUGAGGAAUUGGGAAGGCUCGCCGUGCGCCUGCGAUUCGACACCGAGGUCGCGGAGCUUGAUGCCGUUACCCUUAAACAACUUCUGCAAUUCGAUGUCGUGCUGGUUGCAAUAUCAACGAGCGGCCAGGGUGAAUUGCCACCAAAUAGUCAGAAAUUCUGGAGAGCAAUCCGCAGUGCACGACUUCGCCCAGGAUGUCUUCAGCAGAUGAAGUUUGCUUCCUUCGGACUUGGAGACACUUCGUAUCCAAAGUUCAACUGGGCGCAUCGAAAGCUGUAUAAUCGUCUGAUACAGCUUGGAGCUCAGCCCAUAUGCGAUCGUGGCGAAAGCGAUGAACAGCAGCCAGAGGGAAUUGAUGGAGCCAUAAUCCCAUGGUCGAACAAACUCCGCCAACGUCUCCUCGAGGAGUACCCACUUCCAGAAGGCCUCGAACCUAUACCAGACGAUGUCCUUCUUGACCCGAACUGGAUCCUCGACUUUGCAGACCAAAAUGGAACUUCGGAGCCAGAGACCGAUUCAAUCGACGUCUCUACACCAACAAAUGGCACCACACAACCACCUACAUCCGCAGACCUACCCCCACCCGACCUCCUCUCCAUCCCCAACGGCCUCACUGCAACAAUAACCUCCAACGAUCGCAUCACCCCCACCACCCACUGGCAAGACGUCCGUCACCUCAAGCUCUCCACCCCUCCCUCAGCCACCUACAUCCCCGGCUCGACCCUAACAAUCUACCCAAAGAAUUUCCCCACCGACGUCUCCGAAUUCCUGCGCAUAACGGGUUGGACCCCCAUCGCCGACCGGCCCCUACACUUCCUCCCAACAAACCCCAAGUCAACCGCAACCAAACCGCCAAUUACCGUCGACGGCACAUUAACACUGAGAAAGUUGUUGACAAAUCACCUCGACAUCCUCUCCAUUCCCCGCCGCUCCUUCUUCGCGCACCUCGCACACUUCACCACGGACGAAUUCCAACGCGAGCGCCUGCUCGAAUUCACCGAUCCCCAGUACAUCGACGAGUUGUACGACUACACCACGCGUCCGCGGCGCAGUAUCCUCGAGGUCCUGCAGGAAUUCGAAACCGUGCGAGUGCCCUGGCAACGGUAUAAAACCGUCAUCAAGAAGAUCAGAGAGGGUGUGUGUACGCGCUACAUCGCGUCUUUGUCCCCCGGCACGCAGAUCACUGUAACGCUACAAAAAGGUGCGUUGGGCGUUACACAGAAGGACGUUGAGAGGCCCGUGGUCAUGGUGGGUCCGGGGACGGGCGUGGCGCCGAUGCGCAGUCUGAUAUACCAGCGGAUGAUGUGGAGGGAGGAACUCGGGAUCGAAAAACCAGAGCGGGAUUUAUUGUUCUUUGGAUGCAGGAAUCACGAGGCUGAUUAUUUCUUCAAAGAGGAGUGGGAGGGGUUGAGGGGGGAGGAGAAGCCGUUGGAUGUUUUUGUGGCGUUUUCGAGGGAUCAGAGGCAGAAAGUCUACGUACAGGACCUAGUUCGAGAGCAGAGCGCGAGCGUGUACGAUGCCCUUGCGAACAAGAACGGCAUUGUGUACAUCUGCGGCUCGUCGGGUAAGAUGCCGCAAGCCGUCCGCGAGGCCCUGAUUGAAGUGUUUGGAAACCACGGGGAAUUGUCGAGGGAAGACGCUGAGAAGUAUCUCGUGGGCAUGGAGAAGGAAGGGCGGUAUAAGCAAGAGACGUGGUAGAACGGACAUGUUCUGUUUCGAUGAGUAUUGUGUAUAAUAGAUUCCCACUCUAUCUAUGAUUUACGAAGCGUGU
Molecule: messenger RNA, 1840 nt
Organism: Parastagonospora nodorum SN15
Lineage: Eukaryota; Fungi; Ascomycota; Dothideomycetes; Pleosporales; Phaeosphaeriaceae
Exons: 5
Coding region: 1-1767 (588 amino acids)
Cellular component (GO): cytosol
Molecular function (GO): FMN binding; flavin adenine dinucleotide binding; NADPH-hemoprotein reductase activity
Source: RefSeq, a predicted model, not a curated record